CAGCAGCUCUUCACUCCUCCCUCCCCACUUCAAGAGGAUAUAGAAACCUGCUGGAGUUCUUCUCUUUCUCCUCCAAAGGAUCUCUGGACUUCUUUGUCGCGCAACAGAAAAAUGGCCUUGUCACUGAAAAGCUCUGCUCUCUUGCUGGUUGUUGUGGCAGCAGUUUGCUUAGGGCUCUGUCAAGCUCAUGAAUUACCUGGACGUUGCUCUUGUCCCAACACAAUCAAGUUCAUUAAAGGCAACAUGUCAGAUUUCCAAGUCCUUGAAAAGCGGCCUGGAUGUGACAAAACUGAAUUAAUUGUAACCAUGAGUGGGUCGAACAACUCCACUGAGAAAAUCUGUAUGAACACCGAGGGAAAGAUGGCCAAGGCUUUUUUGAGAUGCUGGGAAAGGAUAAACAAAGAUGAGAGCCGUAAGAUGGAGUGUAUUGAAAGAAAGAAAAGGGCAGAGUGAAAGGACAAGUGAGGGGAGGCCUGACUGGGGAGGAAAGUUAUCCGGACUGGAGUCCCGGAGGUCACAUGAAGACACACAAGCCCAAUAAUUCUGAGAGCAGAGCUUUCACUGAAGUCCUGCGCUGGAAAGGAUUGGGAAAUGACAGUUACAAGGGAAGAGUGGUGGGAGGGGAGAUGCUUAACAGCUGGGAGGCAGGAAGGGGAGAGAAUGGAGUAAAGAAACCAGGUUAUGGAAGUCAGAGAUAGAUAACAUAAAUAUAUAUAUACUGUACUAUAGCAGCAAGUCUGUGUAAGAAAGCCACUGUUGAAUUGCACACACCUUCAUUUUCUGUAUGAUAUACAACUAUUUAUGUUGACUUAUUUAUUGUAAAAAUAAAAAGGAUUUUGAUAUGA
Lates calcarifer (barramundi perch) is the source of this 845-nucleotide messenger RNA. It is a transcript of the gene cxcl18b, whose product is annotated as chemokine (C-X-C motif) ligand 18b. The transcript has 4 exons. Bases 112 to 453 code for a protein of 113 amino acids. The record is from RefSeq and is a predicted model, not a curated record. Gene Ontology annotation, biological process: immune response. Gene Ontology annotation, molecular function: chemokine activity. Gene Ontology annotation, cellular component: extracellular region. Lineage: Eukaryota; Metazoa; Chordata; Actinopteri; Centropomidae.